CUGAGCAUGUGUUUGAGUCAGCGCACUCUUCACGUCAAAAAGUCAGUCAAGUAGUGAGUUAAUAAAACCUUUAGACAGAUAGGUAGACACAGGAGACAGCGUGAGGGAUGUUUUGAUUGAAAUUAAAACCUCUGCCUGACCGAGAUAGAGACUUUACAGGUUUGUGGUAUGUCAGUGCGCGCCGACAGACGGACACAAACGCAUUAAAAUCAUAGAAAAGGAUAAAAGUCCAGACUCUGCUCUUUUGUGUGUUAUUGCUCCUGAUCAACCGGACGAAAGAGCGGAGACUUAUGACAGUACCCACAGACCGGGAGAGAAGCUGCAAAUGGGCGGCAUAGGUGGCAACCUCUACCUCAGCAUGUUGAAUGGGACUGAAACGCAAACUUUCGGAAAGAACCCCGAUAUCAGCAGUCACCUUCACCGCGGCGGUAAGGAUCUAGAGUUUAAAAUGGGGAUCCAGGACCCGAGGUUUUACUACCCGGACUCUGUUCAGGGCGGACAGGACGCUUUGACUCUGCCGUACCACUCAGAGCAGACGGUCGGAGCGUACGGAGCGCAGCCCGCCAGGUUUUACGCACAGACCCUGAGCAGCUGCCCGUACGGCGGAGUGCGCUCACCGCCGAGAAGCGCAGCCGGACAGGGUUACAUCCCAUCACCGGGAGACGGGUUUUCUACAGGCGGUAAAGACGUGUACUCUCCAUCUCCUGAGACUUACCCUACAAACUUUCAGCACGGCUACCAGCGGCCGCCUCUCUACCCUUUACCUGGGCUACAGGUGUGCGGGAAGACUCAGGCUCUGCUCAAUAACUACCCGCUUUGGGCCAAGUUCCACAAGUUUCAGACCGAGAUGAUAAUAACCAAACAGGGGAGGAGGAUGUUCCCCUUUUUGAGCUUCAACAUCAGUGUUCUGGACCCUUCUGCCCAUUAUAACGUGUAUGUAGAUGUGGUUCUGGCUGAUCAGCAUCACUGGAGGUACCAGGGAGGAAAGUGGGUCCAGUGUGGCAAAGCAGAGGGGAACAUGCCAGGGAACAGGAUGUACAUGCACCCUGACUCUCCCAACACUGGAGCUCACUGGAUGAGACAAGAGGUGUCAUUUAGCAAACUCAAACUCACCAACAACAAAGGCAGUACCAAUAAUGUUGCACAGAUGAUAGUCCUCCAGUCGCUCCAUAAGUACCAACCUCGUCUGCACAUUGUGGAGGUUAAGGAGGAUGGUACAGAGGACCCCUUCCUCUCAUCCAAGGCACAGACUUUUGUCUUCCCUGAAACUCAGUUCAUCGCCGUCACUGCUUAUCAGAAUGCAGAUAUCACUCAGCUGAAAAUAGACCAUAACCCCUUUGCUAAAGGUUUCCGCGACAAUUAUGACACGCUAUAUGCUCCUCCCGACUCUGAUCGCCUCACCCCCUCCCCAACAGAGAGCCAGCAGCUGUUGCCAGGGAGCUGCUACCCCCAGGGUUACCUCUCUGAGCAGUACAUGAGCCCACUGCCCCAGAGCCGCUUCUACAGCCGGGAGUCCAUCGGCAUGAGCCAGCAGCACAAGGAUUCAUCGUCCAGUCCCGGUCCUCACAGCCGCUGGUACCUGCCACCUCAGCAGGGUGUCGCCCCAAACCGCCUUGACUUCACUUCCUCUUAUGAAGGGGACUUCUCCGGAAAUGGCUUUUACAAGCCCUUCCCUCUGCAGACAUCCGCUCACCAUGCCCUCGGCUACUACCCUGACCAUCCCUUCGGCUCAGCCAGCGUGUCUGUAUCAGGUGCUGCCACAGCAGGUUGGGGGACCACUCGGCCCACUCCUCAGUUCCUCAGCCACCCCAGUAAGCCUGCAACCAGUUUAGGCUGGUUCAGGCCCAUAUCAUCUUCAUCCUCUUCCUCAUCUUCCUCCACGUCACCUGGCAACCCCAGGCUUCAUCCUCCCUCGCUCCUAGAACCUCUCCAUACGCCCCUGCUGCAGGACAAGUCCAAAGACACUGCAGGAGGGGUGGGAGAGGACCCCUGGCUCGAACCACCCUCCGUUAAAUCAGCAGACUCGGCUGACUCUGGCUUGUUUGAGGGCAGUGUGGGGGACAGCAAGAAAAGAAGGGUGUCUCCAUACGCAUCCAGCACUGAAAACUCCCCACCCCCACGCACUAUAGAGCUCUGUGAAAAGGACAGCAACAGCGAUGCAGACUACUAUGGCUAUUACAACCACUGAGGACCUCACACAUCACCAUCACCAGUCUCUUCAAGUGUCUUCCCAGCCCCUACCACGGUACAAGGCGCCGUCCUCAUUAACAUGUAUCAGUUUGUCCAGUCGGGCCAUGAUUUAGGGCUGGAAUUGUGCUGCAGGCAAAUGCCUAAACCACGUAACAGGACCUCAUCUAUUUUCAUGUCACCAGAGCCCACACAGUGAGGCACGCCUAUCUGAAAACUCCACUCUCAAAGUGUCACAUUAUUAUAGGAGCAAGUUUCAAGGUUGAUGUCAAAGUUAGUGUAGAAUAGGAGGCCAAGUGGAAGUGACUGGUCAACCAAGACUGUCCCAGAGGCACAUAAACACCAGACCGACAUACAGACCUGUGACUUAAGCUUUUGAAACAUCUGUAGAUUAGAGGAAAAAAAUGAUCUGCAUAUCUACUUGCUGACAGUUGCCUGGAGGGAUUGUCUGUUCUUUCUGCAUCAAACUGUCCCUGUUUUUCUCACUCUGUCUUGUCUGUCGGUUGGUCUCCUCUUUCUCACCCUUAACCAUUCACACAUACUCACCGUUUACUCACAAUAUGCUAGCAUUCAUUUCCCCUGAUGAUUCUGCGGUGAAAUUACAUUUCACAUCAUUCCUCUGCUCUGUAUCUCACACUAUGGUUAGUGUAGCUCCUACCAGUGGUGACAGAUAAGCAUUGCAAGUUGGAAGUGCACAGGCCUGGAAAUAAUGCAGGGGGUUAAGGGAGCUUAGCAAGCACAUGGUCUGAGGUUAGGCCACUAAUCUGCAUCAGCCCUCCCAGAACAGCCUUUUGUGUCUUUAUAUGUGUAUGUACGACUUAGUGAACAGUCCUCACACCCUGAAACCCAAAAUAACUCAAAGAACUCUAAGGCAAAUUGACAGAAACAACCUAACAUUCUUCAUAUAAGUUUGCAUCUAUGGAGUUUAGUAACACUGAAUAUCUAGGUAUGUGACAGUUAAUACUGAUGCAACAGUUUUGCUUGUGUUUGGACGUACACAUUAUCAAAUCAAACAAUAUCAAAUUUGACCAUUAUCAAAUCACUUUAGACUCAAACACAUAUAAUAAACAUUGUUGAUAUUAAAAUGCUUUUUUGAUCAGUAAGGGAGUGGAAAAGUUGAACCAUACCAACACAUUUUAAAACCCACCUUUUUUGUUAAAUCCAAAAGAAUUUAAACAAAUCUUCUGCUGAAUGCUUGUUUUGACAACAUAAAAAAGGCCUCAUUAAAGUCAGCUCACUGUGAAAUGUCAAUAUAAAACACUGCUGUGAUCCCACUCUAAUGAAACACACACUCAGUCAGUGUUGUCAUUAAUGACAGACCGAUACUGGAAAACAUUACUGGCAGAGGGAGCCAUUACAUCCUUAUGAGUGAGCAAUGCUCAGUAAAAUAUAACUGUUAAAAACCUAAUGUAAUUUGUAUGAGUCAGUUUCCUGUUGUGACUUUAGUGCCAAAAUGCUGAUGUUUUUUGCUUCAAAGGGACUUUUCUGUCAUAUUAUGCACAAAAUACUAUUGCCUAAUACUGCAUGUGCUGUGUGGUAUAUGGGUAAAGAAGUGGGUCAUUCAGAAGGGCUGCAUCUGCAGGUAAACAGACAAGGCACUGUCACCCUCAAACCAAGAUAAACAGGAAGUACAAAGUGACCAGGCAGACACUCUAAAUUUCCCCCCUAGUCUUCGGGCCUAUCAUGCGGUGACACUGGUUGACAGAGGCCCAGCUCCAGGCUUAGUGACAGAAAUGAAGAGUGAGGCUUCAGUCGGCCCUGAUCACAGCUCUGCCUCUCAUUCCUCUCCAGGUGUACUAAUGGCCUAAGACAACACUGGGGGCAAUACAAGCACAUACAUACAUACAUACAUACAUACAUACAUAUAUACAUACAUACAUACAUACAUAUAUACAUACAUACAUACAUACAUACAUAUCCGCUUGCAAUACAUAACUGGUGGGUAACAUUUGCAUGGGAUUUAGUGAACAUUUUGCAGCUAAUACAUCUGAAUGCUAAUUCUAUGACAAAAUGUGAACAUUUGUAUAGAUAUGUGACAAAGACAAUCGUGAAAGUGGAGCAGGCACUGUAGAUUUAAACCUUUUGGAGGAAAAUGGUCUUAAGAUUUAUAUUGGUGUAAAAAUGACAGUCUGUAUGACAGAUGAGCCCUUUACCUGAAUAUUUCAAGAACAAGGUUCAAUGUGAUAAUUUAAUGUUGAAAACAGAAACGAUAUUUUGUAUGAUGAGUAAAUUAAAAAUGCGUCUAAAAAUGUAACUUUAGUUUUCAGAAUUGAUCUCUAUACACUCCACCAUUCUGGAUAUAUCUUAAUAAAGGAUGACGUACAGCAGUGGACAGAUAAGUGCAAUUAAUAGAAAAGCUAACCAGUUCACAGUUUUGAUGAUGAUAAGGAAACAGCUAGAACAAAGCUAAUUUAAGCACCUGCCAGUGAAAUAUGUCAGUUAUUUUCUUUAUGUGCUGUGGUAGACUGUUGGUCUCUCAGUGACCCUAAAAAAAAAAAAAAUAAAUAAAUAAAUCAGAAACCUCAGGAAUGACCCCUGCUGGAUAUCUCUGCUAUUACAACCAACUAAACCAACUCGGUGACAUUUACCAUAAAGAAUCAAAACCUUGAUGUUACACCAUUAAAAACUCCAUUUCCCAAAAGCCUUUAUUUCCAUUUAAUGCUCAUUUCCUCAGUACGAGAACAAGGCUGUAUGCCGAAGCUGUAUUUUCAGAGAUUUUACUGUAAAAUAUGGAAAUAUGAUGCAAGGAUGAGAGACCAGUCAGGUCAAGUGAUAAGCAUGUUAUUUUUGUGUGUGAUUAUGUGCACUGUUUUUUGUGAAGGGACAGAGAUUCCCCUUUAAAUUCAAAGCUUAUGAAGUCUUGCUCGCAGAAGAGGAAAAGACUUAAUAAUUCAGGAAUGCAGUAAAGUAAUGGGGGGAUUAUAGUAUCAAAUGAGAAUACAUGUGUUCAAAUUAAUCAAAUAUGAAGAUUUCUGAAGUGGAGAACUGUUAUUUAUUAAAAGUGGCAUAACUGUAUAUUGUACUGUUGUUUUUUUAUUAAUUAAAAUAAAGCUUAAUCAUGAUGA
Molecule: messenger RNA, 5252 nt
Organism: Sphaeramia orbicularis (orbiculate cardinalfish)
Lineage: Eukaryota; Metazoa; Chordata; Actinopteri; Kurtiformes; Apogonidae
Gene: tbx21
Product: T-box transcription factor 21
Exons: 6
Coding region: 326-2188 (620 amino acids)
Biological process (GO): lymphocyte migration; cell fate specification; positive regulation of DNA-templated transcription
Cellular component (GO): chromatin; nucleus
Molecular function (GO): RNA polymerase II cis-regulatory region sequence-specific DNA binding; DNA-binding transcription factor activity, RNA polymerase II-specific
Source: RefSeq, a predicted model, not a curated record